This is a messenger RNA of Fraxinus pennsylvanica, 1983 nucleotides long. The record is from the annotation of a GenBank genome assembly. NCBI's taxonomy places the organism in Eukaryota, Viridiplantae, Streptophyta, Magnoliopsida, Lamiales, Oleaceae.
AUGUCAAUCAGAGAGCAAGAAAAUCCACAUAAUUACAAUGACAGUGAUGAUUCUGAUACUGAAGAAGAAAGUGUAGAAGUAGAAGAAGAGGAGGAGGAAAAAAAUUCUGCCGACUGCAGAACUUUAUACGGCGAUCGUGGCCGGAAGGGGUGGUGGUUCUGGGGAAAAAUCCUGGACCCCAGGGCCACAUGGAUUCAAGAAUGGAACAGAAUUUUCCUCUUAGUAUGCGCCGCUGGUCUAUUUGUAGAUCCUCUCUUCUUCUAUACCCUCUCAGUAAGUGAAAACUGCAUGUGCCUCUUCGUCGACGGGUGGUUCGCCAUGACCGUGACGGUUCUCCGGUGCAUGACAGACGCCUUGCACCUCUGGAACAUGUGGCUUCAAUUCAAAAUGAACAGGAGGCACCACCGUGCCAUAUACGCCGGCCACCGGACCGUUGCCCUGCGAUACUUCAAGGCAAACAAAGGUUUCCUCUUUGAUUUAUUUGUGAUUCUUCCAAUUCCACAGAUAGUUUUAUGGGUGGCGAUCCCAGAGCUAUUGGGGAAAGGAUCGACGACCGUGGUUAUGACGAUCCUCUUGAUAAUGUUUCUAUUUCAAUACUUACCCAAAAUAUAUCACUCGAUUCGGUUGUUGCGCCGCAUGCAAAAUCUCUCGGGAUAUAUGUUCGGUACUAUUUGGUGGGGGAUUGCCCUCAACAUGAUUGCUUACUUUGUCGCGUCGCAUGCUGUGGGAGCAUGCUGGUACUUGCUAGGGAUACAAAGGGCUGCAAAAUGCUUAAUGCAACAAUGCAUGCACAUAAAGGGCUGCAACAGGAGAAUGAUGGCAUGUCAAGAACCAAUAUAUUAUGGAACAAGCCGUUUAAUUAAAGAAAGAUCAAGAUUUAUUUGGGGGGAGAACAAAACUGCAAGGUCUACUUGCCUCGAAAAUUACGAUAAUUUCGAUUAUGGAGCUUAUAAGUGGACUGUUCAACUUAUUACAAAUGAUAAUCGCUUGGAAAAGAUACUAUUUCCCAUAUUUUGGGGUCUAAUGACUCUCAGUACAUUUGGGAACUUGGAGAGCACAACAGAUUGGUUAGAAGUGAUUUUCAUUAUCAUUGUUCUUACCACUGGACUCCUGCUGGUCACAAUGUUGAUUGGUAACAUCAAGGUGUUCUUGCACGCAACGACAUCAAAGAAACAGGCAAUGCAAUUGAAGAUGCGGAACAUAGAAUGGUGGAUGAGGAAGAGACGAUUGCCUCUGGCAUUCAAGCAAAGAGUAAGGAACUAUGAAAGACAGCGAUGGGCUGCAAUGCGCGGAGUAGACGAAUGUGAGAUUACGCGUAAUCUCCCUGAGGGACUUAGAAGGGACAUAAAAUAUCAUCUCUGUUUGGACUUGGUUAGACAGGUUCCUUUGUUCCAGCAUAUGGAUAAUCUGGUCUUGGAAAAUAUCUGUGACCGUGUGAAGUCCCUUAUAUUCACGAAGGGAGAAACAAUAAGUAGAGAGGGUGAUCCAGUACAAAGAAUGUUAUUCAUAGUAAGAGGGCAUCUUCAAAGUAGCCAAGUACUUCGAGAUGGCGUAAUGAGUUGCUGCAUGUUAGGCCCCGGAAAUUUUAGCGGGGACGAGCUCUUGUCCUGGUGUCUGCGAAGACCAUUUGUUGAACGCCUUCCGCCUUCUUCCUCGACCCUUACAACUCUAGAAACUACCGAAGCGUUCGGGCUAGAAGCAGAGGAUGUUAAGUACGUGACUCAACAUUUUCGGUACACAUUUGUGAAUGAAAAAGUUAAAAGGAGUGCGCGUUAUUACUCGCCCGGAUGGAGGACUUGGGCUGCUGUUGCUAUUCAGUUGGCCUGGAGGAGGUACAAACACAGGCUAACACUCACUUCUCUGUCAUUUAUUAGGCCGCGACGACCAGUAUCGCGGUGUUCUUCUCUUGGGGAGGAUAGGCUGAGGCUUUAUACAGCACUUCUAACUUCGCCCAAGCCAAAUCUAGAUGAUUUUGAUUUCUGA